AUGUCUGAAAUUGUGAAACAAUCCAUGGACAAUGAUGCUGAAGAUAUGACAGGAGAGACGUCAAUGGAAAAGGACAAAGAAUCUUCCGUCACGCCUGAAACAGAAAAAUCAGUAGACAUGCAAGCUGAAGCAAUUAAGUUCUACUCAUUACCAGGAAUUUCGGGUAAACAAUCCAUGACUAUUGAUAAUUUGGAUGAACUGUGGGAAUUUUUUGACAUUACUGGUGACAAAUUUCUCAGAAGCGAAAUAGGGGAUGGAGGCUUUUCUUAA
Molecule: messenger RNA, 270 nt
Organism: Brettanomyces bruxellensis
Lineage: Eukaryota; Fungi; Ascomycota; Pichiomycetes; Pichiales; Pichiaceae
Exons: 1
Coding region: 1-270 (89 amino acids)
Source: RefSeq, a predicted model, not a curated record